UUGUUAAAAGAAUUCUUAUCUCGAAGCAAUUCUCAAAUUUGUCUACCUGUGUAUCAAAAGGCAUUGUCUGAGAAUGUAAAGAGUUAUUUAUAAUAAGAAAUCUUUCAAGAACAAUAUUUCAACGGACGACUCAUAAAUAUCUAAAAUCAAUGGAAUCCCCAGUAUGACAAUUUAACGUGGUCACGAUUUUUAUAACCCUGUCCAGUAUUAUACAGAGUUGAAGCCUUCAUCGAGAUCAUAGAAACAAGAUGAGGCCUACCCUUGUCUGCUUGACUGUUUUGUGCGGGUGUCUGCUGGUGCAGGCAAGAUCAUCAACACCAAAGAAUGGAGAGGAAAAAGAUGCAUUGAAUCGUCUUGAGCGUGUCCUCAAAAAUCUAGAAAAGCAAGGCAUUGGGGAUAACAAAGAGUUUGAACGACGAGAACACCUGCUUCGGGACAGUGACAAUGAAAAUGGUGAGCGUCAACGACCCCCACCAUGCGUUGCUGAUGAUGAAGAUUGCGAACGACGACAACCCCCACGUGAUGAACGUCAAAGCGAUCGAGAUGAACCUAGACGCAGGCCUCCUCCUCGAGCUCUUGGCCAACGUGAAAUUGAAGAAAGUAGCAAUCAACAAAAACCUCCACAACGUGAUGAACGUCAAGGCGCUAAAUUCAUGUAUGAACCUAGAUGCUGGCCUCCUUAUUGUGGCCAACGUAAACGUAAAGAAAAUAGCGAACGACGGCAACUCCUACAACGUAAAAAACGCCAAAACGAUCAAGAUGGAUCUAAACGCAGGCCUCCUUCUCGUGGCGAACAUGAAAUUGAAGAAAGCACCAAUCGACAAAAACCUCCACAACGUGAUGAACGUCAAAGCGCUAAAUACAUGUAUGACCCUAGACGCAGGCCUUUUGUUCGUGGCCAACAUAAAAAUGAAGAAAAUAGCAAACGACGGCAACCCCUACAACGUGAAGAACGUCAAAACAAUCAAGCUGGACCUAUACGCAGGACUCCUUCUCGUGGCGAACAAGAAAUUGAAAAAAGUAGCAAUCGACGAAGACCUCCACAACGUGAUGAACGUCAAAGUGAUCGAGAUGAACCUAGCAUUGGGGAGAACAAAGAGUUUGAACGACGAGAACACCUGCUUCGUGACGGCGACAAUGAAAAUGGUGAGCGUCGACGACCCCCACCAUGCGUUGCUGAUGAUGAAGAUUGCGAACGACGACAACCCCCACGUGAUGAACUUCAAAGCGAUCGAGAUGAAGCUAGACGCAGGCCUCCUCCUCGAGCUCUUGGCCAACGUGAAAUUGAAGAAAGUAGCAAUCGACAAAAACCUCCACAACGUGACGAACGUCAAGGCGCUAAAUUCAUGUAUGAACCUAGAUGCUGGCCUCCUUAUUGUGGCCAACGUAAACGUAAAGAAAAUAGCAAACGACGACAACUCCUACAGCAUGAAGAACGCCAAAACAAUCCAGGUGGACCUAAACGCAGGCUUCCUUCUCGUGGCGAACAUGAAAUUGAAGAAAGUGGCAAUCGACGAAGACCUUCACAGCGUGAUGAACGUCAGAACGAUCGAGAUGAACCUAGAUGCAGGCCUCUUACUCAAGGCGAACGUCAAAAUAGGGAGUGACGAUCGGAAAAGAAACCCCCUCAUCUUCUUCAAUUCAUUGAAAAUACUACGUAUUUUUAACUUACAAUAACAAAGCAUAGGUUUUUAAGUAUUUUAGGUCUUAUACUUUUAAUAUUUACCAAAUUCAUCUUUAGUAAUAUUCGGGGUAUUGUUAAACUUUUGCUUUUUUGUACACACUGACAGAGGAAAGGUGGGUCGAACCAUAUAAAUAUCUAUCUGUUUACCUUAUACCACUCGCUGAUAAAGCAAAAUAUCUAUGCCUGUAUUAUCCUGAUUAUAUCCUAACUUACACUCAUUUAAAUAUGUAACUGUAUUGAAUAAAUAUUUUUUUCGGCAUUGUUUACACUUCAUUGCGAUGAUUUGUCUCCCGACAUUGAUCUUCUCUGUGAAACAUGCUUGUGACGUCAUCAAUGAUAAUUAUACGCAAAACAGAGAAAUCGAAUAUAUAUUCUGUAAAUAGAGUUUCUAGUGACCCUUUACGCCUGUAGUUUUAUA
Molecule: messenger RNA, 2102 nt
Organism: Magallana angulata
Lineage: Eukaryota; Metazoa; Mollusca; Bivalvia; Ostreida; Ostreidae
Product: balbiani ring protein 6-like
Exons: 5
Coding region: 249-1607 (452 amino acids)
Source: RefSeq, a predicted model, not a curated record